AUGCGUCUUCUCAUUCUGCUCGCACUCGUUUGUGCUCCAUUCUGCGCUGGCAAUCAGUUUUGGCUCAGUGUGGAAGUGGAGCAGAUCGACUGGACCGACGGCUGUCUGACGACUGCGCUGUGCUCGCAUCCCAGGUUCCAACUCAUCAAGGAUCUUCUGCCGGUCAACGAGAAAGUCACCAUGAACUGGCCGAUUGUGGAACACUUCGAUAAGGUGAGUUGCCACGUGUCCAGGUUCUCACCACGACCACGUUCUCAUGCUCUCUUUCUCUCGCGAUCAUCCGAAUAUCCGUCAGUAUCCAUCAAAUGUGUCAAGGGGGGAAGACGGAUUUACGUAACUGUAAUUAGCGCGCGCAUGCCUUUUCGCCUCGCCGCCUUCCCCCGAUUACGAUUACGCAAGAUGGACCUUCAUCUACCUGCGAAAGCUUUUUUUCUGUUGUCUCUGUGACGUCAUCGCUCACUAAACCCGCCAAUUUUCAGGAAUCGCACCGUCCAUUCGUCUCUUACUGGCCCUCGGGACGGACCGAGGAUAUCUCAAUGUCUGCUCAGGUCGUCGGAACGGACAGAACGUACGGAUUUCCCAGAAUUUGCGACCAAUCGCCGUCUGUUCGCAUUUUCCCAGAAGAGCACAAAAAGGUGAGUUCGAAUCGAAAUGAUUUCCAUCUUUACGGGCCUUCUAAAUCUGCAAUGUCACUCCGUUGCCAUAAAACAAAUAAAACGUGGCAGAUAUGGACAUUGUUUUAGCGGCUACUCAUAGAGUGAGUCAAUACGCAAAAAGGCAAACGGUUUAAAAGUGUGAACCGAUUGCCACGUCACGUAGAGAGCACACACAGCACAUGAGCAAACACUGGCAAUGCCACGUCAUCAGAAGAGAAAAGAAUGACCAUUUCAGAUAAUCGCCCAUCUGGAAAAGGAGAAACCAACCGGAAAGCCUCCGGUCGAUUCGCUCAAAAUCAAAGUGAAAGGAAAGUGUUUCAAUGCGACGAUGACCGUGGUGAAGCACACGGAACGGUGCCCGUGGUGUCCCGAUCCGAAGGAAAUCACAGUAAUCGGCCAGGAGCCGGGAAGCGAAGCCACUGGACUGAGAGCCGGCUCGGCCGCGUGGCUCUUCGGCUCUCCAUCCUCUUUGAUCUCCGACGAUCGCAUCGUUCACAUCGGAGUUCUCGUUCUGGCGAUCGUCGCCGUCGUCGCUUCCACUGCCUUCGCCAUCAUUCUGGUGAUGUACCUGAGGAACAAGAGACUGGUCAAGGAGACCCUCAAGAAGCCACGCUUCCAUCCGUACAUUUCUGUGAAAGGGCAUGAAGUUGCUGAUGACAACAACAGGUACUGUCUCCAUUCUAAAGUACAGACUUUUAUUUCCCCUUUUCCAGAUACGAUCUGCCUUGGGAACAACAGAACCGUCCCCUGACCUACUGGAUGACUUCCUCCAACAAAUCUUCCGAGUCCACAAUGACUUCCCCGCUCGAUUCGGCUUCAUCCCUUCACGGCGGUCAUCAGAAUCCGAACCACGCGCUCUUCAACUCUCACCAUCAGAAUGCACACCCGGAUAUGUACCAUUCCACGUACACCCGCGACGGAUACCAGACGUACCGUCCGCCUCCGCCAUCCGGCCAUCCUCCGAUCUUCCCUCCACAAACACAACUGUUCCACCCGCCCACGUACUCCACACAGCGCCACGUCACCUCUCCGAACUCCUCGCGGAACGAUGACUCUGGCCUGGAAUCCGUGUGA
Messenger RNA from Caenorhabditis sp. 36 PRJEB53466, 1730 nucleotides. The record is from the annotation of a GenBank genome assembly. NCBI's taxonomy places the organism in Eukaryota, Metazoa, Nematoda, Chromadorea, Rhabditida, Rhabditidae.